Hylaeus anthracinus is the source of this 1089-nucleotide messenger RNA. RefSeq names its product peptidyl-prolyl cis-trans isomerase A-like. The transcript has 4 exons. Gene Ontology annotation, biological process: protein peptidyl-prolyl isomerization. The record is from RefSeq and is a predicted model, not a curated record. Lineage: Eukaryota; Metazoa; Arthropoda; Insecta; Hymenoptera; Colletidae. The coding region runs from base 1 to 516 and encodes 171 amino acids. Gene Ontology annotation, molecular function: peptidyl-prolyl cis-trans isomerase activity.
AUGGGGACGUUUAGACGGAGCGAGCGUAAUCAUCUGUCUCCUCAGUCCCCACUAUUUUUAACACCAUUUCUUUACAACUAUCGUGGUUCUAUUGAACGAUUAAAUGAUUUGAACACACCCUUCCAUCGUAUUGUUACCGGUUAUUGGUGUCAAGGCGGAGACGUUACGAAUUUUAAUGGUAGCGGAAGAGCUUCUAUAUUUGAUCAAUCAUUCGUGAAUGAGAAUUUCAAUUUACGUCAUGCUGGCCCUGGCAUUUUAUCUAUGUGUAAUGACGAUGAAAAUAAAAACGAUUCCAAAUUUAAUCUUACUUUUAGACGAUUAGAGACAAUGGAUGGAAAAUAUGUAGUUUUUGGAAAGGUUAUUUCGGGUCUCUCAAAUAUUUACAAGAUUGAAGAAUUUGGGACAAAGACGGGAAAACCGAUUAAAACAAUAAUUGUAGCCAACUGUGGUAUUAUAUCAAAAAAACACAAGCGGUACCCACCGGAAAUAAUGAACGACGUAGAAAAAAAUACAUAAAACAAGGAAACGGAAAACUCUAUCGAUACGAACCACUUCGGCAAGGAUUUCGAUUAUAGCAAAUGGCUGACAUGCUCAUGAGUGGCUAAUUAUUUAGGUACUAUGAUCGAUCAUUGUGUCAAUACGUGAUAACUUAAAUAUAAGUGAUAAUUUAAAACAAUGAUAAAUAAAACACAUUACAUUAACCAUUUUUUUUAUUGUUUUAUUUGUUGGAAUGUCAGUCUGUUUGUGACUUAGCCUUCCAUUUUUAGUUGGUUUUUAAUAUUUACAAAUUCUGUUGGUGUCAAAUAUACAUAGCUCUGUAUAUAAUUGUAUCAAACAUAUUGUUUAUAAUAAUAAGGUACUUUAAAGGCCGCAUAUAUAAUAAAUGUUACUUAUGUGUGCACAUUAUCCUUGCAAAACAUAACCAUUGUGCAAUUAAAAUGUUUCACUAUUUCACCAUUUCACCAUAUGUACAAUAUAUGGUGUACAAAAUGCAGCUUUUUCAGAAUCGCCUAAUUAUCUCAAUUAUAUCGUGUAUCAGAUACAAAAACCUCUAGCGAUGUAUACAUUUUAAGAAUAUAAUUAUUAUUA